CCAUGUCUUCACACAAACAAUUCGUAGAACCUGAGAAUUUGAGAUCAUCAUUCAGUUAAUACUUUUGCUGAGACAAUGUCUUCCGAAGAGGUUGAAGAUUAACCUGAGGAAGGUAAAGAAACGCAGAAACGUAAUAACACCCAUUGGGGAAAUGAUUGGCGGAGACAAUCGUAAAGGGAAAUCUACUCGUAAAUCUGUAAACACAGCGCCAGAUAAGGGGGAAUUAACUAACCAUGACCUAACAGCUGGCAAAGGCGAUCAGGCACCUACUGACGAAUCUCCGAAAAAAGGGUUGGAUGAACAGCAACCAGGUCUUGUGAAAGAACCACAACCGAAACUUAUCCAGACCUUGAAUCCUGGGACCAAGUCGCAAUCAAGUUAUUAUCUCCUUCUGAAAAUUUUCCUCGCCGUCGCAGUUGGGUGUAGUGUUGUAGCUAUCUUCCUUGCUCCUCCUGAAAACGUCAUGAAGCCUGACUUUGAUCUGGCGACAGCCUUUGGAAAUGGGCUUGAAAAGUUACAGUUGUCAUUUAUUAAUCAGACCGACCGGUUCUGGAAGAGGUUAAGAAGUCGCGGAUUGGCUCAUCUACGGAAUAAGGAUCCCUCACAACCACUGGUGUUCUUAUUGGCUGCACCUCCAGCAGCACAUGAAUACGUGGAUUGCCUGGCAAUUAAACUUGCACUACUGCUGGAUCCAAGACCUAAAGAAACUCUGGCCAGAAUUCAUGGUGAAGAAGAGAAAGCAAAUCCUCCAGAACAGACCAAAAUGACGAUGGACAAUUUUCUGAAGAAAGAAAUUGAGGCUCUUCACAAGGUAGUGAUUAUCCAUCACCUUGAGCUUCUCCCGCCACCCUCACAACUUCUGUUUCACUCUUAUUGUGAUGAUCAAAAUGCACCAUAUAAGGAAUUGGCCUUUAUUUUUACUGUACAUAUGCCAGUAGAGCCCAGCCCAUCUCUAUCUCCUAAAGAAGCAGAGAGAAGUGUAGAGAAAUAUCUUUCAGGUGAUGUUUGGGCAAAGGAUGAUAAGAAUGCAAUUGCUGCUCUCCUGGUCCGCAUUGCUGACACCAUGUUGCUCAUGAAUGGCGAAACUAGUGAUUCAGCAAGGGCCUUUUGUUCUUAGUCCACUAAUUGUUAGCAGUGAUAGGCAGGAUGAGUUGGUGAAUCAUCUUUACUGACAGACAUGUAGAACUUAACAGAAUGUAGCAACCAGGGAAUGUUGUCUUAAUGGGAGACUUAAUUCUCAGGAGUAAUCAACAAAAGAAUGUAGAGUUUUUAAGUGGGAGAAUUCGAAUUUUGAUCUAGAGUGUGACUAGUUUGUAAGCUGAGGUCAAAUAUGUAACAAUUGAUUGCUUCCUUUCCAUUAUGGAAAGUAUAGACUUGCCUGGCUACUUUAGUUUGUUUUCUGUAGAAUGUCACAAAACAAGAACUAUUGACUAUUCACAGAAUACAGUGGAUGGUUUACAAUACAUGCAAUUCAACAACUCAAUUUGCAUUUAUCUGUUGAUCAAAGCUGUAGAUUUUUCAUAAUUAUGUAAAUGUUAGGCUGUGUGGCAAACUAAAAGUAGUCCAAAAGACUUGCCAAAUUUGAUUGACAUUGAGCCAUUUUUUACCUUCCUUCAAACCUAGUGAAACUGCUAAGUAUUUACAACAACAUAAUGUAUUCAAGGGAACAUUUUUGGUCUAAAAUUUAUGAUUUUGGGAUAUUUAUUUCAUUUUGAGAAAAUUUGAACAACAAGCCUGGAGGUGACCUAGUUUUAUGGUACUAGGUUUAGUUUUAGGGCUUAAAACUUAAUAUAUUAAUUGCUUUUCUAUCAGUUAAAUAUUAUCCUGACCUUUGGAAUGAUGUGCUGAAGUUCACAAAAGCAAACUUGUCUCUCAGAUCUGUUUUUUAAAUUUUAAUGAUGGAUUGCAUGCAUUGAUUUUUUUUUGUUUUUUUGCAAGCACCCUCAUUUCCAAUACAGCUCAAUAGCCAUUUUUAUUAGAGCCCUCAAGUAUUAUCAUGAUUUCAAAUCAGGUCAUAUAAAUUUAUUUAAGUUUUUUUCAGGAAACUUUUUGGAGUUGAGUUUAGCCUUCAUUUACACCCUUCCCUAAGUAAUUGUUUUCAGGAGGUCUCCACUGACUCUAAACCAGUUUUGAUUCAGUUGUAUGCUGGUAGUCAUCCAGCUUUUUCCUGUUUUUGACAUUCUUUAGCUGGUGUUCUUGUGCAUGAUUUUGGACACUGGGGUUCAGUUUUGAUCAGAAA
Pocillopora verrucosa is the source of this 2239-nucleotide messenger RNA. The record is from RefSeq and is a predicted model, not a curated record. NCBI's taxonomy places the organism in Eukaryota, Metazoa, Cnidaria, Anthozoa, Scleractinia, Pocilloporidae.